AUGGUCAUUGACGAGCGACCGGCCAAGAAGAAGUCGUCGCUCAAGGGCCGUCGCAAGUCGCAAGGAUACGACAAUCCGAGCUCCUCAGCUGAAGACGAGGAAGUGGACGAGACGUUUGUCGCGCUCCAGAACCUCCUGGACGCGCUCAAUCGCUCGAACCGCAGCAGUAGCAUCAGCAGUAGCAGCAGCAAUGCGAGCUUUACCGGCAGUAGUACCGUCCCUAUAGGACCGACUAGCGCUACCGAAAGCGCUAGUCAGCAGCGCAUGUCGCGCGAAGAGAUGCUCGAGAGUCGACGCCAGGAGCGCGACCGUUUCCGUCGCUCGCUCUUUACAAAGAGCAACACGAGCAGCGUCUACAAUUCGUGUCGUCGACGGACGUGUCCAGCUUAUUAUUACUCGGAAGAAGAAGAAGAAGAAGAGGUGCAAGAGCCUUCAGUCGAGAGCACGAUCUCCAAUCGGUUCAUGAAUGGAUCGUUUUCCACGCUGAACGUGCACGUGAUUUCACGCAGCAGAUGGUCCGCUGAGGACCGCGUGGUUGAGCGGCUGCCAAUUGUGAUGCUGCCUAAGAGCGGCCAGUUUUCUAUUCCGACCGAUAACAAGAAGAUUGGCGUGGUGCACACCGACGAGUACAUUGACUUGCGCGACAAGUUGGUCGCGAGUUUGCCGCCGGGCGCGUCGCUCUUGCAUUACCUCACGCCGCCACGCUCGACGUGGUACAUGCACAUGCACAACUUCGAAGCGCUCAAGUGCUGA
Peronospora matthiolae is the source of this 753-nucleotide messenger RNA. The record is from the annotation of a GenBank genome assembly. Lineage: Eukaryota; Oomycota; Peronosporomycetes; Peronosporales; Peronosporaceae.